Magnolia sinica is the source of this 2430-nucleotide messenger RNA. Its product is annotated as pentatricopeptide repeat-containing protein At2g13600-like. The record is from RefSeq and is a predicted model, not a curated record. The transcript has a single exon. Gene Ontology annotation, molecular function: protein binding; RNA binding. The coding region runs from base 525 to 2282 and encodes 585 amino acids. Gene Ontology annotation, biological process: RNA modification. Lineage: Eukaryota; Viridiplantae; Streptophyta; Magnoliopsida; Magnoliales; Magnoliaceae.
UUCCCACCUGGAUGAAGGAAAAACACAAACAUCAGCCCGAUCUAGGAUUUCUGUGUCCCUCGAGAAGGUUUCAAUGGCGUGCAUUCAACGCCCACGGUUUCUUGUUGUGUGGGCUCACUCGAAUUUUGAUUUUCCUCGUGCUUGGGCUACCGUCCUAAAAUGAACUGUACAAACGGAUGCACGGAGUGGAUAUAACACACACAUCACGGUGGGCCCCGCAGAGCCUAGGGUUACGGGAUUUUUAGUCCACGCUUUUCCUGCUCCAAUCUGCAUACUGUCGGUGUCUCACAGCAUGUGAUGAUCCAGGCCCGUUCAUCUAGCUCUUACCAUAGAUGGCUGAAGCAGGAAAAGAUCUCAUCCACACAAAUUGGCUUAGAUACAAUAACUCACCUUGGCAAAGGUGAUGAUCCCCUUUCGGCCAUUGGUCAGAUUCUUUCAAUAUUGACCGUUUGUUAUAGGAGCUUCUAGAUGGACGGUCUGAAUCACCUCUCUCGAAAUGCAGAAGAGAUCUCACUAGCAUCCAAAUGCUAACUACUAUUUGUAGAUACGCUAACCGUCAUGGAAAUCGUUUUCAUUCCUUCGCCGGUCACAUGUUCGAUGAAAUUCCCGAAAGAAGUGCCCUUAACCUGUUUGAUUCAUUGCCUGAAAGAAAUCCCUGUUUCUACAACUCUACAGUUAUUGGAUUGGCUAAACAUGGCAAUGUCGAAGAAUCACUCAAGUUGUUUUGUCGUGCUAACAGCUUGGGAAUAAGGCACACGAAGUACGCUCUCUGCAGUGCUCUUAAUUCUUGUAUGAAAGCGCUCAAUCAGCGUUUGGGUUUGCAAAUCCAUGCCAGGAUAAUUCGAAUUGGGUAUGAAGAGAAUCUCUUUCUAAACAGUGCUCUUGUGGAUUUAUAUGCGAAAUGCGAUGCGUUGGUUGAUGCUAAGAGAGUUUUCGAUGGUAUGGAAGAACAUGAUCAAGUUUCAUGGACUUCAAUUAUAUCAGGAUUCGCGCAAGAUGGGUUUGGAAAGGAGGCUUUGGAAUUCUUUAAAAAGAUGUUGAAGAGUGAGAUUAGACCCAAUUGCUUUACUUUCACCAGUGUCAUUAGUGCUUGCACAGGUCUGGAGUCGGCUUUCGAGCAAGUUGCAUUGCUUCAUGCUCAUGUUAUAAAGCUUGGGUUUGAGCCCAACAAUUAUGUCAUCAGCUCUCUUGUAGACUGUUAUGCAAAAUGUGGUAAAAUCAGAGAAGCUAUGUUGGUCUUUGAUGCAGCUGUUGAGAGGGAUGUUAUUGUUUACAACGCCAUGAUAGCAGGCUUUUCCCAGAACUUACUUGGCGAAGAGGCCUUGAAACUGUUUAUAGAAAUGCGUCAAAGCGAAACAAGUCCGACCCAUUUUACAUUUUCCAGCCUUUUGAAUGCUUGUGGGAGUCUGGCAGUGCUCCGGCUGGGGAAACAGAUCCAUUUGAUUAUUACCAAGAUGGGUUUGGAUCGAAAUGUGUUCAUCACGUGCUCUUUGGUUGAUAUGUAUUCAAAGUGCGGGAGUGUCGAUGAUGCUCGCUGCAUCUUUGAUAGCACGGUCGAACGAAACAGCAUCUUGUGGACCUCAAUGAUCAUGGGUUUUGCUCAGAACGGAAGGGUGGAAGAUGGGCUUGAGCUGUUUGAGCUAUUGGUGAAGGAUGGUGUGAAACCGGACCAUGUUUGCUUCACUGGCGUAUUGACUGCUUGCAACCAUGCUGGCUUCCUAGACAAAGGCAUAGGCUAUUUUGAUUCGAUGAGAAGUGAAUAUGGUUUGGUUCCUGACUUAGACCAAUACGCUUGCAUCAUCGAUCUUUAUGGGCGAAACGGGCACUUGAGAAAAGCUAAGGAGUUGAUGGAUUGCAUGCCUUUCGAGCCUAAUUCCGUCAUGUGGAGCUCCUUUUUGGGUUCAUGUAGAGUUCAUGGUGAAAUAGAGCUUGGAGUGGAGGCCGCGAAUCAUCUUUUGAAAAUGGAGCCUUUUAAUGCCACCUCAUAUGUAACGCUUGCGAACAUGUAUGCCGAUGUUGGUAUGUGGGAUGAAGUAGCUGAGGUUAGGAAGAUGAUGAAAUGUAAGGGACUGAGGAAGAGGGCUGGAUGCAGUUGGAUUGAAGUCGAUAAACGAGUGCAUGUUUUUUCAGUUUGUGAUAGUUCUCAUCCUCAAUGGCGAGAAAUUUACAGUGAAUUAGAUAAGCUGAUUAUGGAAAUGAGACAGUCUGAAUAUCUCCCGACGGCAAAACGAGACGUCAGUAUUGGUAAUGAGGAGUUUGACUUGUGUUGCAGUGAUGGAUGAGGAACAAAUGGAAGCAUGGAUGCAGAUGUGAAUGUGUAUAAAUGGCAGAGUAAACAGGAAAUUCAUUUGGGGCAUGUUUGGUUUUCCGAUUACAAUUGUAAAUUAUUGGAAAUGGGUAAUGAUUACUUAUUCCUUAAUUGUGACAUCA